This is a messenger RNA of Columba livia (rock pigeon), 1116 nucleotides long. It is a transcript of the gene LRRC26, whose product is annotated as leucine rich repeat containing 26. The record is from RefSeq and is a predicted model, not a curated record. Gene Ontology annotation, molecular function: protein binding. Bases 134 to 967 code for a protein of 277 amino acids. The transcript is spliced from 2 exons. Lineage: Eukaryota; Metazoa; Chordata; Aves; Columbiformes; Columbidae.
ACUGCCCAGCACCUGGCACAGAGAGUGCGGGGCAGGGACAGUAGCUGGGCAAGGCGACGGGCACAGGGAUCCCGUCCGUGGGGGAAUCCCGGCACCGGAGGUCAGGGAGCCCUCGCUGCCUCAGUGGGAAGCCAUGGGCUGCUGGGGGGCCCCCAGACACAUGCUGGCCUGCCUGCUUGUCCUGCUCCUCCUGCACCCGCUGCCCUCGCCAGCCUGCCCCGCUGUCUGCCGCUGCUCUGCUGAGGAGGUGGACUGCAGCGAGCGUGGCCUCCGCCAGGUGCCCCAGGGCCUGCCGGCCAACACCAGCACCCUGUGGCUGGGCUACAACUUCAUCACUGUGCUGGGGCCGCGCUCCUUCCUCAUCCUGCCUGGGCUGCGGCUGCUCAGCCUGUCCCACAACCGCCUGGGGAUGAUCCACAGUCGGGCACUGCUGGGGCUUGGGGCACUGCAGGAGCUGGACCUCAGCAGCAACCACCUCACCACGCUGAGCCCCGAAACCUUCCUGCCCCUCACCAGCCUGGCCACGCUCAACCUGGUCAGCAACAAGCUGGGGCAGCUGGACCCGGGCGUGCUGGGCGCCCUGCCCCAGCUGCGAGCCGUCCUCCUGCGGGGCAACCCCUGGGCGUGCAGCUGUGACAUCCUGCCCCUCUGGCGCUGGCUCAGCCACAACAGGGAGAAAGUGCAAGAUAAGAGUUCACUCCUCUGCAGAGUCCCGGAGCAGAUGAACAGGUAUCCGAUCAUGGCCUUUGGAAAUGAGUCCUUCAGUCAGUGCCAGGAGGUCCCACUGUCUGUCCGGCACUACAUCACCUUCUUGAUCAUCGGACCAUUCUCCUUCAUGGCGAGCAUUUUCUUCUGCAUCUUCAUGGGUUACAUUGUAGUCAUUUACCACCAUCUGUGCAAGGAGCCCCACUUCUGGAGGAGACCCCGUGUCUGCAGGGGCCGCUGCAGCAGGGCAACCAGGCUUUAGCCCUGGGCAGGCGGUGGUCCAUGCCCUUCUACAGCUGGCUGCACCCCCAUGUUGCAAACAUUUCCCUGUGGACCAGGGAGAGGAUGCUCUGUUUCUGGAACUCACUCUUUUUCCUCCUCCUGGAGUCCCCUGAGAUGAUGCCAAGCUCC